Molecule: messenger RNA, 5820 nt
Organism: Oncorhynchus kisutch (coho salmon)
Lineage: Eukaryota; Metazoa; Chordata; Actinopteri; Salmoniformes; Salmonidae
Product: kinesin-like protein KIF13A
Exons: 33
Coding region: 10-5439 (1809 amino acids)
Biological process (GO): microtubule-based movement
Molecular function (GO): ATP binding; microtubule motor activity; microtubule binding
Source: RefSeq, a predicted model, not a curated record
GAGGUGUUGAUGUCGGAGGGGAAUAAGUCGAGGACGGUGGCGGCCACCAAUAUGAAUGAGGAGAGCAGUCGUUCCCACGCAGUUUUCAGCAUCAUCGUCACACAGACACUCUACGACCUGAAGUCUGGGAACUCAGGGGAGAAGGUGAGCAAGAUGAGCCUGGUGGAUCUGGCUGGUAGUGAGCGUGUGUCUAAAACUGGAGCUGCAGGGGAGAGGCUGAAGGAGGGCAGCAACAUCAACAGGUCUCUUACCACACUGGGCUGUGUGAUCUCUGCGCUGGCGGACCAGUCUGCGGGGAAGGGGGGGAAGAAUAAGUUUGUUCCUUACAGAGACUCUGUCCUCACCUGGCUUCUCAAGGACAACCUGGGUGGCAACAGUAAGACGUGUAUGAUCGCCACGGUGAGCCCAGCAGCUGAUAACUACGAGGAGACGUUGUCCACGCUGCGUUACGCAGACCGCGCCAAGAGGAUUGUCAACCACGCCGUCGUCAAUGAAGACCCCAACGCACGGAUCAUCAGAGAGCUCCGGGAGGAAGUGGAGAAACUCAGAGUACAGCUCUCUCAGGCUGAGUCUCUAAAGGCUCCAGAGCUGAAGGAGAGGCUUCAGGAGUCAGAGAAGCUGAUCCAGGAGAUGACCGUUACCUGGGAGCAGAAACUACGCAACACAGAGGAGAUUGCUACGGAGCGUCAGCAGCAGCUAGAGAGUAUGGGGAUCUCCCUGGAGACGUCUGGGAUCAAAGUUGGAGAUGACAAGUGCUUCCUGGUCAACCUGAACGCAGACCCCGCCCUCAAUGAGCUGCUGGUCUACUACCUAAAGGAACACACGCGUGUGGGUGCAGACACCUCUCAGGACAUCCAGCUCUUUGGGAUUGGUAUCCAGUCAGAACACUGUGUGUUGGAGAUCAGCCCAGACGGGGGGGAGGUCACCCUCACCCCUAUAGAGAAUGCCAGAACCUGUGUGAAUGGAACCAUGACUGAGUCCUUGGUCCACCUGUGGCAUGGAGACCGCAUAUUGUGGGGCAACAACCACUUCUUCAGGAUAAACCUGCCUGGGAGGAAGCGACGUGAGCGUCUGAAGGAGCUGGAGAGGGAACGGGCGUCCCCCAGGGAGAGCUAUGUAGAGGUAGACGUAGAGACAGCAAGCGAGGCCUCCUCAGAACAGGACUACAGCUAUGAGUUCGCCCAGACGGAGGUCAUGAUGAAGACCCUGGGAAACAACGAUCCCAUGCAGAACGUGGUCCAGGUGUUAGAGAAGCAGUACCUGGAGGAGAAACGCACAGCGCUGGAGGAACAGAGGAUGAUGUAUGAGAGAGAGCUGGAGUCACUACGGCAACAGCUGUCUCCUGAGAGAACCAAUCAGCAUCAGCGAUCCAGCAGCGACCGCCUCACCUUCCCCACACACACACCAUCACACCACAGCAAGAUACGCCCCUGGACUGAGGAGAGGGACGAGCUGUUUCGUCAGAGUCUGUCCAGGCUGAGGGAGCAGGUUGUCAAGGCCAACACCCUGGUGAGAGAGGCCAACUUCCUGGCAAAAGAGAUGAACAAACUGACUGACUACCAGGUCACCCUCCAGAUCCCUGCAGCUAACCUCAGUGCCAACCGCAAGCGUGGAGCCAUAGUGAGUGAACCAGCCAUCCUGGUGAGGUGGAAAGGGAAGGGGACACAGGUCUGGACCAUCGACAAGCUGGACAACAAACUAGUGGACAUGAGAGACCACUACAGAGACUGGAAGGAGGGAGCUGAGGACACGCAUACCAAGCUGAACAACCACAAGCAGCACAGUGAGUCCUUCUAUGAAGCUCAGGAGAACCACAACCUGAUAGGAGUGGCCAACAUCUUUCUGGAGUGUCUGUUCCACGAUAUCAGACUACAGUACGCUGUUCCUAUCAUCAGCCAGCAGGGGGAGGUAGCCGGCAGGCUCCACGUAGAGCUGAUGCGUGUCAGCGGGGCGGUGCCGGACCGGCUGGAGGGGGGAGAUGACUCGUCAGAGAACUCCAGUGAGAGCAGCAUCUACGAUGUGAUGGACACUCAGGGAGAGAUGGUCCACAUGGCCAGGAAACUCACCUGCAGGGUGCGUAUCAGGGAGGCCACGGGGCUGCCUCUCAACCUGUCCAACUUCGUCUUCUGCCAGUACACCUUCUGGGAGGGGGCGGAGCCUACGGUGGCCCCGCCCAUGGUCAGCCCAGACACGCCAACCACGCCCCGCACCCCCGACGCCCAGUUCACCGUCCGCUUCGACCACUGCAAGGAGUAUGUGGUCCAUGUGACAGAGGAGUUUUUAGAGUUCAUCGCAGACGGGGCGCUGGCCAUCGAGGUGUGGGGUCACCGCUGUGCCGGGAACGGACGCUCUCUCUUGGAGCUGGACGCACUGCUGGCCAAGACACGCACCCUACGAGACAGGUGGAGUGAGGUGUCUCGUCGUAUUGAGCUGUGGGUUUCUAUCCAGGAGCUGAAUGAGCAGGGGGACUACUCUGAUGUAGAGAUGCAUCCUGGGAAGGACAUCGGUACUGGAGGAGUGUUCCAGCUCAGACAGGGUCACUCGCGCAGGCUGCAGGUGUGUGUGAAGCAGGUGCAGGACUCUGGGACUCUGCCUCUGCUGGUGGAGGCUGUUCUAUCUGUCUCUAUAGGCUGUGUGUCAGCACGCUCCACCAAGCUACAGAGAGCCCUGGACAGCUACCAGAGGGAGGAGGAGGAUGGAGAUAUGGAUAGUUAUCAGGAGGAGGACCUGAACUGUGUGAGGGACCGCUGGUCUGAGGCCCUCAUCAAACGACGAGAGUAUCUGGACGAGCAGAUCAACAAGAUCAUCAACAAACAGGAGAAGUCAGAAGAGGACAUGGAGAGGGAGGCCAGGCUGGUGGAACAGUGGGUAGGGCUGACCGAGGAAAGGAACGCUGUACUGGUGCCCGCGCCUGGCAGUGGCAUACCUGGUGCCCCUGCCCACUGGGCCCCUUCUGCUGGGAUGGAAGCUCACUUCCCAGUCCUCUUCCUGGACUUGAAUGCAGACGACCUGACAGUGAAUCAACAGUUAACGGGACCCAGCGCUGCCGGGGUUAACUCUAUCCUGCCCAAGGAGCACGGCAGACAGUUUUUCUACCUGCCAAUCAUCAGACACAGUGAUGACGAGGUGUCAGCGCUGUGCUCCUGGGACUCAUCCAUCCACGACUCUGUGCACCUGAACCGCGUGACGUCACCCAACGAGCGUAUCUACGUGAUCAUUAAAGCCACAGUGCAGCUCAGCCAUCCUGUCUCCAUGGAGCUGGUGCUGCGCAAGAGGAUCUCUGUCAACAUCUACAACAAACAGAGCUUCACCCAGAGUCUGAAGAGAAGGAUGUCCUUGAAGAACACACUGUACUCCUGUGGAGUCACCUAUGAGAUUCUGUCAAAUAUACCAAAGGCGUCUGAGGAGCCUGAGGAGAGAGAGACUCUGGCCCUGAUGGCAGCGAGGGGAGACGGUGAGGAGAGUCAGGAUGGACAGACCUACAUAGAGCAAUACACCAGAGGACUUCUGGAGGUGGAGAAUAUACUGAGCCUGGAGAGACUCAGACAGGCGGUGACGGUGAAGGAAGCUCUGUCUGUUAAAGGGAGAAACAUCAGAAGGAGCUUCAGCACCCCCAACGUACAGCAUACUUCCUGCAGCAAAACAGACCUGAUUGGCUGGGAAGAUGUAGACUGGAAGGACCAUUGUGACCUUCAUCAGGAUGUCUCUGACUGCACUCCCCAGGACGGUGGUUCUCUGUGUGGGACGCCACUCAGAAACAAGACAGAGAAUCACGGUCUGGUACCAGAGAGCCCCACCUUCUUCAACUCCAGCCCGUUCAAGGCCCUCUCUCCCCAGACGCCCAAGUUCCUCAAGUCUCUGCUGCCAGUCAGAGAGGAGAGCAAGACCAAGAGAGUCCUGGAGGCACGACCACUACUGGGACAGGAGAGCAUGCGCUCCUCAUGUGCGGACAGCUCUGUGCUGCUCCCCCCUCCCUGCUACGGCCAAGCCCCCUGGCGCAGGCCCAGAGCGGGCAGCGAGGGUCACCGCAGCCCCUCCACCGCCACCCUCACCCCCUCCACCCUCACCCUCAGUACCUGCACCAGCAGGAAGCUCAGCCUCACACUGCCUCACACCGCUGACUCUGAGGAGGAGACAGACAUGGCCCUGAGUUUGGGUCUGGGCCCUCAGGACUUCCACAGCUUCCAGUCCUACAUCCCAGAGGACUUUGCCAACUUUGAGGUGUACAACGCUGCCCUGGAGAGCCAGGAGGGGGUGGCGGGGGGCAGGGGAGAGCUGAGGGGGGGUCGGGGAGGUGGUGGAGGGGGGGAAAGAGAGGGGGCUCCCCGGAGCCCCACCGCCAGCAGCUGCACCAGCGGUUACUUCUCCCACAGUGCCUCAGACGCCACGCUCUCUGACGUGCCAUUCGGGGCCAGCGACAGCUCUGACCAGCUCAGCGCCUCCGCAGUGGCUCAAGACAGAAAUGACCCUGACCGGGAAACCCACAACCUCCACCCCCACGAGUCCCCCUCCUUCCACUGCACCAGCACGGCCCGAGGCUGUGUCCAGACCAGAAGUGUCUCGCCGUGGGGUGACACCCAGACCCCUGCGUGUCCCCCCGGCGUCCCCUCACAGCCCCUCCCCACCACCUCCCCCUCCUCUCCUGUCAGUAUUCCUAACUGCUCAGAGCAGCCACCCUCCCCGCGGCCCCGCAGGUGUGUCCUCAGCGUCAGCCAAGAGUUUACAGACUUCAAGGGGGCCGACGACGGCAUGGAGGAUCUGGGUGAGCUGGGACACUUCCAGCCUGGGGAUGCACCACACAUAUCCCCUGUCCCAGCGGAGGAGGAGAAAGGGGGCUCUGGCAGCAGGCACCAGACCUCUGACAAAGACCUGGUCGUCAUCAACACACAACAACAUACAUCUCACCCCGGUAACGCCCGGCUCCCUCAGCCCCACUCACACCUCCACAACGGCAAACAGUGUAUCGGCAGCGUAGCCGUGCCCUGCCCACCACCCUCCAGCCCGCCAGGCCAGCUAGCAGGAGGAGAGCCCCAGAUCCAGGAGCCAAUCCAGGGAGACCUACCUCCAGGGAGCCCCUGUCCCAGCCCAAGCUGCCCUAGCCCCAACCCCAGCAGCACUGAGGCCUCUGGGGACUCCUGCAGCGGGGACGAGGGCUCUGGUUCUCCGGUGGCCCAGCUGCCUGACUGGAUGGCUCCCGGGGAGCAGGUAUGGGUGGGGAAGAGGAGCGGCACGGUGCACUACGUCGGCGGGGUGGAGUUCGCCAAGGGGAUCUGGGUCGGGGUGCAGCUGGACCUGGCUGUGGGCAAGCACAACGGGACAGUCCAGGGGAGGGUUUACUUCCGCUGUCCUCCAGGCCACGGGGUGUUCGUCAAGCCCUCCUGUCUCACUAGAGGACCCCCCUCCAUGGACACCACAGACACCCAGCCUCUGGUCCGAUAAAAUUCACUAAACUCCCCAAAUUCCCAGUCUUUCCAGGAAUCCCGGUUGGAAUAUUCCCAGAAUCAGGAGGGAAUAAGAAGGAACUCCAGAAUCCUCAAACCAGCAUUUCUGGAAAACCUGGGAAUUUGGGGAAAGGAACUUUCCACCCAGGACUAUCAUCUAAAGGGGGUACCCAGAUCCAGAGCAGUUUCUACUAGACCAGACCCAGAUCCAGAGCAGUUUCUACUAGACCAGACCCAGAUCCAGAGCAGUUUCUACUACACCAGGCCCAGAUCCAGAACAGUUCCUACUAGACCAGGGCCAGAUCCAGAACAGUUCCUACUAGACCAGGGCCAGAUCCAGAACAUUUCCUACUAGACCAGGGCCAGAUCCAGAACAGUU